Lytechinus variegatus (green sea urchin) is the source of this 3649-nucleotide messenger RNA. RefSeq names its product adhesion G protein-coupled receptor L2-like. Gene Ontology annotation, molecular function: G protein-coupled receptor activity. The record is from RefSeq and is a predicted model, not a curated record. The transcript has 22 exons. NCBI's taxonomy places the organism in Eukaryota, Metazoa, Echinodermata, Echinoidea, Temnopleuroida, Toxopneustidae. Gene Ontology annotation, biological process: adenylate cyclase-activating G protein-coupled receptor signaling pathway; cell surface receptor signaling pathway. The coding region runs from base 102 to 2543 and encodes 813 amino acids. Gene Ontology annotation, cellular component: membrane.
UCUCUAUAAAUUCGAACUGUACAUUUUCAUAACACUACAGUAUUUCAUUGAUUUGAUUUGACUGAAGCAAAGAUAAAUCGUUUUACUAUCUUGAAUUUAUCAUGAUAACUCUUAUAUUAUCUGCAGACGUAACCAGUUCAGCGCCAGGCACAGACGUCACGGCCUUUCCAUUCAGACGCCUAACUGAUUCUUUGAGACGUAAGAAACGAGAUGAAGAGGGGGACGAGGGGGGCACGGAGGAGGAUGGCUGUGGUAAGGAAAAUUCGACAGAGCAGAGUAAUGCCGGAUCAGUUAAUCCUCGAUUUGAAAAUAUCAGGAAUGAUGCAACCUUCCCAUCCACUUUGGAGCCUACUUCGAGUUUAGAAGUAACAACGGAACUCCAUCGAACUGUUGAGCCUGACGUUAGUACACCAUGCAGCGGGCAAUGUGAGAACCCACAGGUACCUGCUACGACAGAUCGCCCCUCUGAUGUCUCUCCUAGAAGCACUUCGGUCCCAGUCGUAACGGAUCCACCACCGGAAGUAGAAGGCAACGUGUCCCAUGUAGUAGACCUGACUCUGGACACGUCAUACUUCAAAUCACCGGUGUUUGUGACCGGUCUGGAAAAGUGGCUCGCAUCAAAUGACGAGAUACCGGAUGAUCUAAACGAAGAACAGAAGUUGGAAUAUGCUAAGGAGUUCUUCGAUGUCUGUAACAACGUGUUCGAGGUUGAUCUAUUAGCUCUAGGAGAGACAGAUGCAGCAUCCAUCUUCGCAGACGCCUGCAGUCAUCUAGCUCAAGAUUUGACCUCUGACCUGAACAUCGGUGAAUCGGUGAACAUCUCUACGGCUCAUGUCGAUGUGUAUGCCUCGGUACAAAAAGGCAGUAAUUUCACUGGCUACGUGCAGGUGAUUGAAGACAACGAAGAUGUCAAUGACAGCGACGAUGAGUCCGAUGCCGUCCAGGUGGUCAUCAUCCCUCCCGAUGGCGUCAGUGGCCUUCAUCUUUCAGAGGAAGAUACCAUAGGAGUCUCAGUGGUGGUAUAUAAACGAGGACACUUCAUUGUAGACCAUCACAAUCAGUCAACCGACACGUCACAUCGGCCAGCUGGACCUGUAGUCUCAAUAACAGUCGCGGUUAAUGAUAAUGUGACAUCAGUACCUGUCGAAUUCAUUCUUGAGAAUGAUAUUUCUCAUCUUCUGCCAGCUGAUCAGUCAGAUUAUGAAUUGGGAAAUGUCUCCUGUAACUUCUGGGAUUCAACGGUCGAAGGGGAAGGAGAAUGGAACGACUACGGAUGUGAGGUUGUGAACGCAACGAGGGGAUUCACCCAAUGCGCCUGCAACCAUACCACACAUUUUGGAGUACUGCUGCAAGUCUGGCCUGUUGAGACCCCUGCGAAGGAUGAGCUUGCACUUAAUCUUAUUACGUACAUAGGUUCAGGAAUCUCAAUUGCUUGUCUUCUUCUAACCAUUCUUAUACUCAAUAUGCUCACUUCGCUGACGUCUGAUCGAGUGAAAAUUCAUAAGAAUCUAGUCACUGCCCUCACCAUUGCCCAAGGUUUGUUUCUGUCUCUAGAUGCUGCCAGCAGACAUAAGAUAAGCUGCAAAGCCAUUGCAAUCUGCCUUCAUUAUUUCUACCUGAGUGUCUUUUGCUGGAGCCUUUUGGAAGGCGUGAACCUCUACAUUCAAAUCGUGCAGGUGUUCUCAACGGGAAAGUCUCUGAAAUAUAGGCACUAUCUUCUCCUAGGAUGGGGCACUCCUAUACCUAUCGUUGUUAUCAGUGCCUGGACCAAGUGGAAAAUAUACGGCGUCGAAGGACAGUGCUGGCUAACUAUUGAGGACGGUCUCAUAUGGUCCUUUGCUGCUCCCGUUAUCGUGGUUAUAAGUGUCAAUUUGAUUGUUCUCAUCAUGGUUGUUCGUGUCAUCGUUAAGUCUGCUUCGGCCCACAAGAAAGAUAAUUAUGAUCACAUAAAAGCUGGGGUAAAAGGAGCACUUAUCUUGGUCCCAAUACUUGGUCUAGGAUGGGUAUUUGGUUUCCUCUCACUCGGCAGGGCUACACUCGUCUUCACUUAUCUCUUCGUUAUUAUAGUUGCUCUUCAGGGUGUUCUCAUCUUUCUACUCUAUUGUGCAUUCAACUCUGAGGUACGCGCUGCCCUGAGGAGAAAAGAUGAGAAAAGAAAAUUACGGAGGGGUGACGGGUUGAGUUCGGUGCCUACGCCCUCAUCGGGCAACUCGACACAGUCUAAUGAUACAUCAACCACGUUUGCUUCGAAGCUAAUUGAUAAAAUCAAAAGACGGAGGUCAUCGACCACGGCAGCGAGGAACACGCCCAUCGACAGAAUCGAGCUCGUGGAUCGGAGCGAUUCACCAUACAGCACUAGAGAAGUCGUUUUACACUCCAGAAAGACUGGCAGUAUAGAUUCUGGUUACAGUCAGAACCUUGUACAUACACCAAACUACAUUCCCGCAGACAGUACCGUGUCCAUUCGAACUGAAGUGGCAGCUGACGAGUUUAUUCCGCCGAACACACCUACCUAUGAUCAUUCCACCAUGCGAAUUGAAUGACUGUGACGUCAUACCAUGGACAUCCUUCAUAAAUCGUUGUUGAGUGGGGGGUCAUAAAUAUGUUUGAAAGCUAUUCACAUGGCUUUACGAACAAGUUAAGCUUGCUCUUGCGUGCCAAGUCAGAAUAAAAAAAUCUCUUGCGUGAUAUGUCAAAUAUCAUGGGGAAGGGGAACGAUUUCAGCGCCAACCGGACGACUGUAAAAUAAGAAAAUUUGUGAUAGUUUCGCUUCAUUUUCACAUCCUGUUCGUAAUGCAAAUAACGGAACCGAUGGCGUCACGCACUCGCCAUUUCUUUUGAAUUUAAUUAACUUAAAUGUGCAAUAUUUCAAUUUUCUCCUAUUUAAACUGUGAAUGGUCAGAGUACUCAGCCCCCCCCCCCCACCGUGUAAUAAUAGAUAUUCAUCCACGGCCAGGUGGGUGUUUCAUAAAGCUAUUUGUAACUAACGAAUGACUACGCACGACUGGUGAUCCUUUCUUUUACUGUAUGAUAUAUGUAGCUGACUUAGCACGUAAGAACAUGAUUCAGUCGUUUGUAAAGUCAUGCGGAGCUUUAAGAACAGCUUUAUGAAACAUACAACAGGGUUUUCGGAUUCCAGGGGCAUAAGAAAAUUAAUAUUGCCCUUUUUUGCACACAUAAAGUGUAAGCAUUUGUAAAUAUUUCGAGUACCACCAAUCGGGUGUAGUAAUAUUUAUGUGAUCUUUUUUGUUUCAUUCAUUAUAUUAAUGAAAUAACGAAAAAUAAACUUACAUCAGCCUUUGUAUAGCGACUAUAGUAUCUACACUCUAAAAACCUAUAAGGAAAAACGAGUGGAAAAGGGCUGAGGGGUAAUAGCAUUUUCCACUUUUUUUAAAACGCCGUCACUCCUUGGCCCUUUAAAGGUUGAUUUCCCCCUUUUCCAUCCUUUUUUUUUUUAGAGUGUAGAAAAGAAUAAGAUAUAAUUAACAUACAUCAAUGUCUCUCCAUACCUUGAAACUUGCUGCAACCAACUACUCUUCCAUUUUUAAUCUGUGAUAUACAGUGAUGCUCGAAGGUUAGUGAACCUCUCCAAAAUAAACAUAUUUAACAGGGGCCACAGACAAAAACAUAAAAAUGACCAUAUGAUUGU